Messenger RNA from Quercus robur (English oak), 1817 nucleotides. RefSeq lists its product as uncharacterized. The transcript is spliced from 2 exons. The coding region runs from base 641 to 1588 and encodes 315 amino acids. NCBI's taxonomy places the organism in Eukaryota, Viridiplantae, Streptophyta, Magnoliopsida, Fagales, Fagaceae. The record is from RefSeq and is a predicted model, not a curated record.
GCGGAAUAAUUAUUGAUAUUAAAAAAAAAAACAAUAGUAAAUACCAAAAGUAUAAACAACUGUGGCUUCUGAUUUCUUUGAAAAAUUAAUAUCUAAGACAAUAAAUCAAUAAAAAAAAUUAUAAUUAAAAAAGAAAAAAGAAAAAGUACCAUCUUUGGUUGAGGGUCGUGCUCGUGCAACUGCAAAGGACACAAAGGGUUGAAGAGCAUGAUGGAGCUGUGUGUGUGAGUAGAGAGAGAGAGAGAAGGGCCUCUACAUAUAUAUAAACGAUGGAAUCAGCUUAGCUUUGGAGGGAGGAGUAGUUUUGGUUGGGGUCGGUUUUUUAUGUUGCAACGUUCAGUCGGUUAAGUCCAAAUUCCAAUACGACUUCAAUUAGUAAUAGGAAACCUUAAUCCCAGUUCUAAUUAAGUUAGGAUUAGGAAAUCCCAAUCCUAAUUAAUCUAGGAUUAGGAAAUCCCAGCUAGCGGCUCCAAGUAAACAUCGUUUAUAUAUAUAGACCCAUUAACCCAGCUACGAGAGUUCACGAACAAAAAGAAAAACUUACAAACACAAGCGCUCCUCAACCACUCCAGUUAGGCUAUCAGUGAUCUGAGCUCCUCAACCACUUUGUCCUCCACAGAGAAUCAGAAGAGGCUUGAAAAUGGAAGUUACGAAUUUUUCUCCUAUUAUUCCUCGACCAUAUCCUUGGCUUAUAAUUUGUGAUGGGAAAAAUCAAGAAAGACAAACUUUGGUUAACAUAUCGGACAAUCAUUUUAAGUCAAUGACAAUUCCUGAGAUGCGUAAUAAAUCAAUAUGCACUAGCACAAAGGAAUGGUUGGUGUUGAAAGAUCUUGACUCAAUGGAUCUUUGCCUUAUGAAUCUUACUUCUAAAGAGGUGGUGCAGCUCCCACGUUUGGAAUCUACUAUUACAACGGAUAUUUGUAUUCUAUCAUCACCAGAAAGUGGAUCUAGCCAUGAUUGUCAUGUGAUGUUCAUCGAUGGUUUGACAUUCUAUUUUUGUCAACCUGGAGAUAAGAAAUUUAGUGAACAAGUGUUUGAAUUUGAUUUGGAAGGUAGGUUGAUGUGGAUACCUACAGCUACAAUGUUUAGAGGGAAGGUUUACUUUUUGACAAUUAUUUCGGAAGGACCUAAUGAAUUGUUUACCGCUGAAUUUGUGAAUUCAAGUCUUCAUUUUACAAAAUUUACAAGCAAAAACCUUCCUGUGCCGUUACCUCCAGAAAUAGUUGAUUAUCUUGUAGAAUCUAGUGGUGAGCUCUUAUUUAUUCAAAAGAUGAGGGGUGGAUGGAAUUUUAACAAGAUUCUUGGUUUUUCCAUUUUUCGAAUGGAUUUUUCAAGUCAAAUGUGGGUGCAAGUGAACAACAUAAGAGGGCAGACUAUCUUUCUUUCUCAGCCUUACGGUUUAAAACAUAAGGCUAUAUCUUGCUUUGCAAGAGAAAAGGGAAUAAGAAAAAACUCAAUCUAUUUUACAAAGUGUUCUGAUAGGUAUAUUUAUAUUUUUGACCUAGAAGAUCAUAGUAUUUCGAAGUCAUUAUCUUGUCCAAUUGUAAGCAAACAUAAUUCAAGACUUGAUUGGGUUAUGAUUCCUUAAAAGAAAUCAUAAAAUUAAUGUUAACAGCUUUUGUUCUAAUUCUGCUCAAGUUGGUCAUUAAUUAUGAAGAUUUCGAGGAUACUCUUAUUUGUUGCUGAUAUUGAUUCUUACAAGAAGAAACACCAAACUUGGAACAAUUAGUGCUUCACUCUACAUGUCCCCUCAUUUUGUAUUGAACAAUUGGUGCAUAUGUGAUAUUGUUACGUUAAUUAGAAUCGGUUUUUCUUUA